Gambusia affinis (western mosquitofish) is the source of this 4100-nucleotide messenger RNA. RefSeq names its product transmembrane protein 161A (gene tmem161a). Bases 90 to 1580 code for a protein of 496 amino acids. NCBI's taxonomy places the organism in Eukaryota, Metazoa, Chordata, Actinopteri, Cyprinodontiformes, Poeciliidae. The transcript has 11 exons. The record is from RefSeq and is a predicted model, not a curated record.
AGUAGUUUCACAUGUAGGUCGGUUCAGCUGUCCUGGUACAGAAGCUGCGGGUGCUACUCUGGUGUUUACGUCCACAUUUGACAGAGAUUAUGGCACUAAUGGGGAUUCAACUGGUGGUCAGCUUGCUGGCCGCCAGCGUCAUGCAGAGAAUGGCCCCACACUGCUCAUUUGCACGAUGGCUCGUCUGCAACGGCAGUUUGUUCCGAUUCAAACACCCGUCAGAGGGAGAGUUGUUCGCGUUGGCAGGAAAACAGAUGCCCAAACAGAACAGAAGAGACAGGAGACAGAAUGGAGAGAACAAGCCUCUCACGGUGCCCAAAGACAUUGAUCUUCACCUGGAGAAAGCGCCAGUCAACGUGAUGGAUGCGCUUGUCCUGCAGUUUUUCCUGGAGUACCAGUGGCUUGUGGAUUUUGCGGUCUAUGCCAUGGGCGUCUUCCUGUUUACUGAGUGUUAUUAUAGUGUGGCAGACGCCAGUAAAGAAGUCAACAUCGGAGCCUUCUGGUGUGUCCUAACGGUUGUGUUUGGACUAAAGGCCCUUCACACCCUGAUGAGUCACUACUUUCGCUCGGAGGAGGGCGGCGAGCGCUCCGUGUGCCUUGCCUUCGGCUUCCUGUCUCUGCUGGUGGCGAUGCUGGUUCUGGUGGUCCGAGAGAACUACCUGGAGUUCGGCCUGGAGCCCGGCUUUUCCAGCCUGUUCGACAACUUGGAGACGUUCGCGAAGCAUCAGGGUUACGCUGAUUGGUCGAUCCCGGUGACGAAGCUGACUGUGAAGCUGGGCCUGGCUGCUGUCUGCGCUUACAUCGGGUCCCUCCUGGCCUUCCCUGGACUCAGGCUGGCUCAGACUCAUCUAGAUGCUGUACAGAUGAACUCUGACCGCCCUCUCAUUCAGAUUCUGCUGCACAUGAGUUUCUUAUCUCCCGUCGUCGUGUUGGUUUUGUGGGUAAAACCCAUCGCUAGAGACUUUUUGGCCAAUGCGCCUAUGGGAAAGACUUCUGUCACCCUGGUGAGCAGCGCGGCAUUCGACAGCAUGCGCCUGUGGAUCAUCGUGGCCCUGUGCGCGCUGCGUCUGGCGCUGACCCGGUACCACCUGCAGGCCUACCUCAACCUGGCUCAGAAGUGGGUGGAGCAGAUGAAGAAGGAGGCGGGACGAAUCGCUGCCAUCGAUAUCCAGCGGAAGGUCACGCGUGUGUUUUGCUACCUAACGGUGGUGACACUUCAGUAUUUGGUUCCUAUUCUGCUCAUCCUCUUCUCCACGUUGGCACUCAAGGUGCUGGGGAACUUCUCCUGGGGUUUCGAUGUCGAGGAGACACCGGGUGUGACGCCAGCGCUGGUGCUCCCCACAGCAGCACCUGUGCCGUCUGGCGGCCUGGACGAGGACGAGGACGGGAUGGAAGACAUGGAGGAGGACAUCCAGGCUACAGUGGCACGCCUGUCAGAGGCGUUCGCCGCGCUGCGCUCCGUCCUCACUCCUCUCUUCCUCCGCGGUCUCUUCGCCUUCCUCACUUGGUGGGUCGCCGCCUGCCAAGUGAUCAGCUCUCUGUUUGGCAUCUACUUCCACCAGUAUCUGAUGCAGAACUGAGGAAACGGGAGCGCCGGAUGCACGCAAGUCACUUCUAACUCGCUGUACAAGACGCUGCUGGAAGGGUGGUGGACACAAGGACAGUAGUGGAUGACCACAGACUGAGACUGAGUUUGGUUGGAAGAGGUAAACCAGCAGACCUCAGGCAUCAGAGAUACAAAUAUAAAGAACCGUGACUUGUUUCACAAAGCAAGCUCAGCUUGUAUCAAUUUGUACGACUUCACUUGGUCACAUCAUGGAAGCAGUAUUUUUAGCAAAGGAGGAAUAACUGAGAAUAGAUCUAUGUUUCCUUUUCAGUUCAGAUCUAACUUAACUGUAUAACUUUAAAGGUAUUCAAACCUAUUAUUUUAAUUCUCUCUCUAGAUUAGGGGUGUCAAACUCCAGUCCUCAAGGGGCCGCUGUCCUGCAGUUUUUAGACGUGCCACAGGUACAAAACACUGGAAUGAAAUGACUUCAUUACCUCCUCCUAGAUCAGUUCUCCAGAGCCUUAAUGACCUAAUUAUUCUAUUCAGGUGGUGCAGCAGAGGAACAUCUAAGAGUUGCAGGACAGUGACCCUCCAGGACUGGAGUUUGUGCUCUAGAUGAACCUCUAGAAUCCAAAUAGCCACUUUUUUUUUGCCUUCAUUCCUAAUAAAUUAAUGUCCCCAUUUCCAAAAACAUACCUGUCCCCUUAGUGAAAGGGCAACUUAACUUAUAAAUGUGUCAUGUUGAAUUGGUGUGAUUGUAACUGUGAGUCCUGGGAAUGAAGGAUUCCCAAUUAAUUUAGAAAAACUUUAAAGCAAAAGUGCAAACUUUUCCAGAGGGAAAAGAGCUUUCUUGAGUAGAGAAAAAGCCAGCUUGAGGCGGUUGCAUGUAUAUGAUACACAUGAUGAAGAGUAACUUCAAAUGGCAAUAAUGGUCCGAGAAAGAACAAGCAAACAAACAAAAAAAAGACAUUGGCACUGGUGGUGUCAUCCUGCUGUGAAAGUUCUUUGCAGAUUUUAUACAAAAACAUUUCCGUUGCUUUUAAAUUUAAAAUCAUUUCUUUAUUCUCUAAUCAUGUUUGAUCCAAGUUGCCAAGAGCCUCUAUGGAAGAUCUGAGGAGCCACACUCACAUCAGUCGUAGUUGUAUGGAAAAACGAAGGCGUAUUGUUUGAAUCACUCAUUUGUGCAUCAAGAAGGCAAACAAAAUAUUUUAUUCUCUAGAUUUGAUUAUAAUUCACAAUGCAUCACUUUGUCUGUGCUGCCAGUUCCAGUUUUUCACGACUCUGAUGUUGGACUCCGUCUUUGACUCAUCAGCUGCUACUAGCAUGGUGAUUACGAUCCCUUUGGUUCGCCUCGACUCCAGAUUUUUGAGUUUAGCAGAAACUUACCUUGGAAACAGAUUUUUUAUUUUUUUAUUUUUUUCCCCAGGAAAGUUUAUGAAUAUAACUCAAUUGAAAGUUGCAGUAUUUGCCUGCACAAGCAAGACACAGCAGUAGUUAUUCUUAAAGCAUUGUGUGUGUUUUUUGUUUUUUAUUAUUGCUAUUAUUUUGUUGUUACUUGUGAUGCUCUGUGAACCCAGCAAGCAUAACCGUCCUUUUAGUAUCGUGCCAGUUUUCAGUCCCUUUUCCUGCCGUUGCUGCUCUAAAUCGCCUCAAAACAUAUUUAAGAAGAGGAAAUUAUGGAGCAUGUAGUCAUGGUGAUCUGCAGCUAUUAAGUGUCUGCUAACACCACAGCGAUUAACUUUCCAUUCAUUUUGUUGUGCAGACCUUCAAUCCUUAGCUUCAGUGUAAAAGCAUCUUCUGCAGGUUUUGCCAAUCAUCUGUAUAAGCGUAACGUGAACAGUCUGCUGUUUAAUGCUGCAUUUAUAUAAUAUGUAAUUGUACCAGUGCAGGUUUUUGUGCCUCCUCCCGGAGCUGGAAGAGGAUAUUGAUAUAUCCUAGGAUAGGAGGAUAUUUUGUGAGGGACUCUGUUUCCCUUUAAAGAACCGAUUUAAGAGUGCUAAACAAUUGUUUUUAUUUUUUAUUUUUCCUUGGAGUUUUUUUUUUUUUUUAUGUAGAGGAGUUCAGACAGAAUUAAUCAAAAAUAAACAUAGCUGUAGUUGAAAGUGUCUGAAAGCCAAACACUGAAGAGUUAUUUUGUUGUGACCUAAGUGCCUGGGAGCAUCAGGGAUUGUUAGUGUCUCUAAAACUCCCUCUCUCCUUGUUUUUUUUUUUUUUUUUUGUAUUUAUUAAAAUGAGCUUCAUCACAUUUUUGACUAUAUAUAUAUAUAUACAUAUAUACAAAAGCAGAUAUGGCAUUUUCCCACGCUAGAUAGCUAAAACAUUUCACGUUACAAAUGAGUUGCGUUUUAUUUACUGUGCAUCACCUCAUGUUGUAAGUAAUGUAGGAAUUUAGCAGAUUCUGACGUUUUGAUCUUUAAUUUUGGUUUUUUUGCAAAAAUCAUUAUGCUGUGAAGUUUUUACUGAGAUGAUUUCAGUUUUUGAAUGCAUGGUGUGCUGUAUCUUAAGAUUUUUUUCGUGUGUGUGCAGCCUAAUUAAAGACAACUUUCUGAUUUUA